Molecule: messenger RNA, 5750 nt
Organism: Mus caroli (Ryukyu mouse)
Lineage: Eukaryota; Metazoa; Chordata; Mammalia; Rodentia; Muridae
Gene: Stx17
Product: syntaxin 17
Biological process (GO): exocytosis; vesicle fusion; intracellular protein transport
Cellular component (GO): plasma membrane; autophagosome membrane; endomembrane system
Molecular function (GO): SNARE binding; SNAP receptor activity
Source: RefSeq, a predicted model, not a curated record
GCGCAGUGUGUAUCGACGGCCUCGAGCGCCUAGGCGGGAGGUGUUUCUGUUUGAGGGAAGAGAGCUGCUGCAAGAGGAAGUAGCAACUCAUCAGGCUUCAGGAUGUCUGAAGAUGAGGAAAAGGUGAAGUUACGCAGGCUUGAGCCAGCCAUACAGAAAUUCACUAAGAUCGUGAUCCCAACAGACCUGGAGAGGCUAAGAAAACACCAGAUAAACAUUGAGAAGUAUCAACGGUGCAGAAUUUGGGACAAGUUGCAUGAAGAGCACAUCAAUGCAGGGCGCACGGUUCAGCAACUGCGCUCCAAUAUCCGAGAAAUGGAGAAGCUUUGCUUGAAAGUGCACAAGGAUGAUCUGGUCCUUUUGAAGCGAAUGAUAGAUCCUGUCAAAGAAGCAGCAGCAACAGCUACGGCAGAGUUCCUCCAGCUCCACUUGGAAUCUGUUGAAGAACUCAAGAAACAAGUCAAGGACGAAGAAGUGUUACUUCAGCCUUCUCUGACUAGAUCUACAACUGUUGAUGGAGUGCUCCACACUGGGGAGGCCGAAGCUGCUUCUCAGAGUCUGACUCAGAUAUAUGCCUUGCCUGAAAUUCCUCAAGACCAAAAUGCUGCUGAGUCCUGGGAAACCUUAGAAGCGGACUUAAUUGAGCUGAGCCAUCUGGUCACUGAUAUGUCCCUCCUAGUGAGUUCUCAGCAGGAGAAGAUUGACAGCAUUGCAGACCAUGUCAACAGUGCCGCUGUGAAUGUUGAAGAGGGAACCAAAAACUUGCAGAAGGCUGCAAAAUACAAGCUGGCAGCUCUGCCUGUGGCAGGUGCACUCAUCGGAGGAGUGGUAGGGGGUCCCAUCGGCCUCCUCGCAGGCUUCAAAGUGGCAGGAAUUGCAGCUGCACUUGGUGGUGGGGUGUUAGGCUUCACAGGUGGAAAAUUGAUACAAAGAAGGAAACAGAAAAUGAUGGAGAAGCUCACUUCCAGCUGUCCAGAUCUCCCUAGCCAAAGUGACAAAAAACGCAGUUAAAGCCCAAGCUUCCAGCUGCUGCUGUGCACCGACCUAAGGAGCAGUUGCUGUUGUUGGAAGUGUUAGGAAGUGGCUCUCCCUGUCCAUGCAGUGUUGAACCACCAUGAGUGGAUGUGUUUGUUAGCUGGGUGUUAAUGGAGAUUUUAGAGGUGGAGGAGCCUGGCCAGAGGGUAUCUGUCAGGUCAAGUUUAAAGACUGCCAAAGAGCAAAGGUUAGGCCUGGAAAUGUGAAAACAGGAUCCAUAACUAAGGAUCUAAGAUGUGUAGACAUGUAGUGGACACCUGAGGUCAGUGUAUUUGUUGAUUAUUUCUUCCUAUAGGGAGGAACAGGAUGGGAGUUCAGGAGUCUUUCUGUCAGGUAGGGAUGUUGCUGCUCAAAAGGGGGCACGGGUGAACUACUUGUGGACUUGAGGGCUGUUGUACUUAGACCCAUCUGUAUUUUCUGGGGAAGGAAAUUAACACUAUAAAAUAGAAAGAGAAGCCCAUUUUCUCUUUACAGUUUCUUCAUUGUGACACGGGUGUUUUUUCUGAAGUCUUUCCUGCCUCUCCAGAUAAGGAGUACAGAACCUCACAUGCUAGACCCACUAAACCAGCCACCAAGCCCGUUUGCAGCGGGUGAUUCUGAUAACUAUCUACUCUACUCUCCUGAAUCCUACCCAUGUUCUAAGGGUUUUUCUCGUAAUCUGCCUUUUUAUAUAGUUUUCCACUUCUAGCUACCCCUACCUGUAAUCUCUAUAAUCUCUUUAGUUGAAAAAAGAAAAUUUAAAUAUUUCCAACAUUAUUUGGGUUAAGGGGUGUGAGAGUACAAGAUCAUAUCACAGGGCACUUUAGAAGGGGCUGGCAUACCUGCUGCCUCUAGGGAUUGCCGCCUCUCAGCCUUCUUGGGCAUCCAAGAAGGAGCUUUCUACCUCACAUGUGUCACUGCUGCCCUUUCCCAGGCUGUCUCCCCUCCUGCUGCUGUCCUUGUAGUGGUCACGCUUAACCUCUCUCACAUUCUAGAUGGGAAAACUCAUGAUUCAGACCCAAGGAAAGAUCUGUGGUGCUAACCCAACAGUUGGCAUGCACAGCAGGCAUGUCCACUUCAACUCCAUGUCUCUCUCAAAAUAGAAAGGUUUAAGAUACAGAAGAAAGGAAUAGGAAGAAGUCACUGGUCCCGCAAAUCUCAUCUCUUCCUGAGAAGAAUGCACCAGCAGCCAGAGCACAGGGUCAGGGGCCGAAGGGUUACCUCUUAGCUUCUUUUAAGUGCUGAGUUGAUGUUUGGCCUCUGUGGGUUGCGACCUUUCCCUCUGUGUUAUAACUUCCUUGCUUCCCUUCAAUGCUUUGUGAGUCUUACCAGUGCAUCCCUAUGAAACAAAGAACUACACCGCAUUAAAAGAUCGGAAAGUACUGAGUAUUUACUUCUUAUCCUCUGUCUUAAGACUUUAAUAACAAACAAAAUUUGAAUAAUUUUCAGAUCCUGAAAUAUUGCCAAACACACUGGGCAUUAAGUAAUUACUUUUAUUGUCAUUCUUUGUUCUCUGGUUCUUGCUGCUCCUUUAAGAUAGCGUGUCAAACCUGAGCAGGGGGCAGACAGAACACAUCCAGAUUUUACUUCAAAUAAGAUUCCUUUUUGUUUUGUUUUAUUUUGUUUUAGUUUUCAAGAUGUUUUCUCUGUAUAGUCCUGACCUGGCAGUCCUGGAACUCUCUCUCAAGACCAGGCUGGCCUUGAACUCAGAGAUCCAUCUGUCUCUGCCUCCUGAGUGCUGGGAUUAAAGGUGUGUCGCCAUACCCAGCUAAAACAAGAUUCUUGAACUUUGGUCCCGGGGAAAUUCAGAUACAGCCAGUCCAUCCUGAUUAGCUAGUAUUGUAAGGAUAAGAAGUGUUGUUUAAUUCUUUAGUCUCCCAUGGUCUACUUCAUCUUCCUCAUUACUUAAUACUCAAUUCCAUGAAUACCCAAAGUGCCAUCAGUCAGUGCCAUAACAGCCUCAGCACAUGGAAGUCAAAGAAGCAGGGCUGAGGCUUGGAUAUGAAGCUCGCACCCUUAGGACCUCGCAUCUUCGCUGAGCCAGUGUGGGAAUGUGGGAACCGUCGGCAUGUUCAUGAACCAUCAGUAUUGGGCUUUUGACUCUAGCCACCUUAAUGCUUAAGGAAGUUACAGUCCUCUUUAAAAUUUCAUUAUACUUUAAAGUUAUUUAGAAAUUGUUUUUCAUUUCUCCACAAUAGAAUCCAAUAGCCAACUUUUUGUGGAAAUUUCUUAGAAGUGUUUAAUCAACUAUAAAUGAUAUAAAAGUACUUAAAAGUAUAAGUCAAUAUGACACAGAAGUGAUCUUAAAAUUGAAUUUAAUAUGCCCCUUAGUGUCUAGUUAAAUUUAUCAUCUCUAUGAUUUAUGUCUUAUUUUUAUUUCAACUAGUUAAAAAGAAUCAUUUUAAUGUCUAAAAUUUGUAGAGACUUCAUGUUAGUAUAGGCAGUCCUCCUAAAGACUUUUUGAUGUUAUAAUAUGAUAAUUCCUCUGAAAUUUUGAUGUAGCCCACAGUAAAAAACAUGUUAGGAUUGAACAUGUAUCCAUGAAAAAUGUUUACUAUUGUGUGCAGUACAUUCUGAUGUUCUGUUUCUUCAACAUGCUAACCCACAAAACCAGUCUCGGUCUACAAAUGGAUUACCACCCUCAGUUUUCAGAAAACACCCUUCCCUAAGGAAGAACUGGUGUUUCCCAAGCAGUUUGCCAGUUAUUUAUGGAAAGGGUAACCGGGCCUCAGAGGAAUUAAGUAAUGUGCAGUCUUUCCAUUCCAAGGGCAGGAAGCCUGGAUGGAAUGGGUGUGCUGAGCCACACUCUGCCAUGCUGUGCUGCCUCCCUGAAGCUCAGAGACUUGUAAGGCCAGCAUGCUGUCCGUUUACUUCUUUGUCUUCUGGCCUCACCGGGUGUCCACAGCCUGCUCUUAAUUGUGGCCAUGCAUAGAACACAGAGCUUAAGUAUAAAAUGAACACUGCUAUCCCACCCCACCCUCUACACAUUGGUUCAUAUCAUAGGCUAUGAUCACUGUUCAAAAUGUUUUAUAUAAUUAAAAGUAAACACUACUUUUAAACAAAUCUCUCAUAGCUUCUAGAAUCAAUUAAUCAUUACGCUUUAAAUGAUGCCCCCGGGAAGCCAGGCACAAACGGUGGGGGGCAGGCAAUAGCCUAUUUCUGAACAUCUGCUUUUGGAUUGCCAUCAAAAACAAAAUUGCAUGUUAAAUAAGAAAAGCCACAUCCACUGUGUUGGCCUCAGACUGGUUUCCCAUACCUUGUGAGCCAAUUCUCUUCCCAUCUCAGUUCUGUGUCUUCUGUUGGCUUACCUCCUACCUCACACACAGGAGCCUAGAAAGGAGGCAUACUGAAGCUGCCUAGAACUGGCCAGACCUCUGGAGCACGGACUGGGGUUUACCUGAAACUCCUACCUAGCCACAGCUGUCCUGCCUGUCCACCUUCCAUGUUCAUGUCUUCUGCAGAGUGAGGACUGGAAGCUGCUAACACCUACUGAUAACAAGAAGUUUGGAAACACAACUACAAAUCUCUAGCACACAGUAUUUCCUUCCAGUAAUAGUCCAGAAGCCAAUCGUUUUGAGUUGUUAGAAAACAAAGGCAUUUCUCAGGAAUGCCUCAGAAGCCCUUCACUGAUCACAUGGCCUCUGGAGAGAGGAGUGAAAGCAUGGAGCAAGACCCUCCUGGGCAAGCCACACCUUACCAUCCUAGAGAAGAAUGCCACUGUUGCUCUCAGGUGCUUACACAAGUCUGGUGACAUCCCCAAAGUCGCCUGAGGCCUAGCAAGUGCUUCCCAUCUGGCUUCAGAUUCCGUUUGUAUGUGGAGUUGUGUUGUUUCUGUUUUCUGAAAUCAGGUUUUACUGGAAGCCCAGGCUCGUUUUGAACUUGCAAUCUUCCUGCUGGGAUUCCGCACAUCGAGCUCUGUUUUAUAACUGCUAUUAACACGUAUUCCUAAUGAGUGGUUCUGUUUGUAUUCACCAGUUGGCACCAUUUCGCAUAAGAACUUGAGUGUUAAUAAUAAUAAAAGAACUAUGUAUCUACAUUGCUACCUUCAAAGAUACUAACUUGUGACAAAAAAAAUAUUUGUGCAAUAUUAACCCAACAAAUAUAUUGGAAUAAAAACAAAAAAGUGUCAAAGGCAAAUGGUUUGCCCAAGAUCACAAAGCUACUUUGUAUGUGAUCUAAGAGAAUGAUUUGGGGUGUGAGGGGGAUCCUCCAUGCCUCUUUAUUAAGGUUUUGUUAGGCCAUGUCAAGUUGCCUGAUGAAGCUUGCAGUCUCUCAGCCCAACUUCAACUGUCUAAAUCAGGCAAAAUGGAAAGAAAUGUAUAAAUUCAUCUAAAAGAAAAAAUUAGAUGCAGUUUCUUAGCUUUCCAAGCAGUGCCAGUGCCUUUGCAGCCAAAGCACGAGGAUCCCUUCAACAGCAAGUGAAAGUUUAUGGGCUCCUGUGAACACUCUUGCUUGAGCAGGACACACAAUAGUUUGCUUUUUGCAUACACAUCUCAAACAUUUGAGAUACUCCUCGUAGUGUUAAUUACUGAGUUGUGUUACUGAGUUUCAUCAUCUAAACCCCUAAAAGGAGUUUUCCACAUUAUUGUUGAACCCUAGGUGUGGCAAGGUAAGGACAAGGAAAGGUUAAACGGUGAGGUCUGCAAAACUCAAUCCUUUCUGCAUUUGUUUGCUAUUGUGUUGCUGAGUGGUGCUUGAAUAAGGAAAUAUGCAAUAAAAUUCACCCAUUUGACAAA